Molecule: messenger RNA, 1053 nt
Organism: Xenopus tropicalis (tropical clawed frog)
Lineage: Eukaryota; Metazoa; Chordata; Amphibia; Anura; Pipidae
Gene: hcst
Product: T-cell surface glycoprotein CD3 delta chain
Exons: 4
Coding region: 267-569 (100 amino acids)
Source: RefSeq, a predicted model, not a curated record
GUCCCACCCAACCCGGGGCCCACGGCAGCUGCUCAUUCGCUAACGGAGCCGGAAUAUUGCAAAUAUCACAGGUUAUUGGAUUAGAAAAAGAAAAAAAGAGAGAAAAAAUUUAUUUUUAUUAUUAACGGUUGUUGGAAGGGGGAAGCCGCUCUCUCUCGCUUGUCAUAAAUUCCUCUUACCCCUCCGAGGGGGAGGUGAAAACCACUUGUGAUUUCCUGUCCUGUGUGCUACAAAGGAAGAAGAAGCGAGAAGGGGGGCUACAGACCAUGCUCAGAACUGCAAUGAGGAGCCCAAUGUACCCCCUCAGCCUCCUGAUCCUAUGGCUGCUCACAGCCCGUGCAGCAUCCUCUGAGUCAGAGGCAUGCCAGGACUGUUACCGGAUUGACACGGCGACACUGGUGGGCGUCGUUCUGGGAGACAUCCUCUUAACCGUCAUAAUCAUCCUGGUCGUGUAUUUCUGCACCAAGCAGACCUUCCAGAAGCGUGCCGCUGUCGGUAAGGAACAUGAGCAGAAGAUUUAUAUCAAUAUGCCCAUGAAAAAAACGAAGCUUCAUACGUCUGCGUCGUAAGCACCUCGUGACUCCUCCAGUGAAUUUCAUUCCGGAACUUUCCCUCAACGGACUGCUAUGAGCCCCCCACCCCAAAAUAUAUAGUGGAUCCAUAUUUCUACUUAUUAACCCACGCUGUCCCAUAAGCAAAGGCAGAGCCUGGCACAGAACUCAGCACUGUUGGCUCAAGAACUUAAGGAACGUAUGGACUCGGUUGCUUCCCUCACUGCCAAUUCCCAUUGAGCUGACAGUCGGAGGAUUGGAAAACUAUGUAUAUUUACAAUGGAAAUGCUGUGUCUCUUACAUAGCCGAGCAAGAAUGUUCCAUAUUUAGCCACUGUGGGUCUGUGGUGUCCUUGGGUGGUUAUCAGAAAAUAAUAGCGCCCCCUCUUGUGUAAAUAAGGUCACUGCACAGUCCUGGAAUUGUAUAUAGGAGAGUCAAUGUAAAAUUCAGGGAUUGGGAUGAGGGGGAGAGGGUUAGACAUUUAAGCCUUUAGGAUGCUCCC